Messenger RNA from Neurospora hispaniola, 354 nucleotides. RefSeq lists its product as uncharacterized. Bases 1 to 354 code for a protein of 117 amino acids. The transcript has 4 exons. NCBI's taxonomy places the organism in Eukaryota, Fungi, Ascomycota, Sordariomycetes, Sordariales, Sordariaceae. The record is from RefSeq and is a predicted model, not a curated record.
AUGCGCAUCUGGCAGACUAGUCCCUUCUGCGCUGAAAUAAGCAUCCGUCUGGGGCCGUGGGUGGCCAACAUCGGUGUAUGCGAUUGUGACGGGGUGGCUGUUCGUGUUGCUCGCAAGGGUGGUUGCACGAGAACAAAGUCAAUGUCCAAAUUAACCAACUUGCAGGGCGCUCAGAGUGACGUCAAUGGGGCCAAAGGCGCCCCAGGCUUCUUAAACCUGGCGCUUCAGGAAUUCGGCGCUGGAGAUUAUAUCUCGUCUAGGCAGGGCGACGGUGCCAGACUUGAGUUCGCCAAGGGGCUGCUCGACAUUGCAACCGGUGGCGGUGACCUUGUCACCGCGAAAAAUGAUCUCUAG